AUUCAACGAAGCUAUAAAAACUAUCGCACACCCGUGCAAAACCCGACAGCGGCAGUCGCUCCACAACUUCUGUUUGAACCGGUCAUUUUCGCUUCUGCGCAAUUCGCAAACUAUCAGCUGUAGCUAUUCACUCCAACCUCAUUCGACCCGGAAUAAAUAGCACGAAUGGCUCCGCUACGCUGGGGUAUUGCUAGUGCCGGUAAAAUUUCACACGAUUUUACCAACGCUCUGUCCACCUGGUCCAAGGACGACCAUUUGGUGGUUGCAGUGAGUGCACGGAAACUGGAAGACGCCAAAACAUUUGCCCAGCUGCAUGGAAUUGAGAAAUUCUACCAGGGAUAUGAUGCUUUGGCCAAGGAUCCGAAUGUCGACGCUGUUUACAUUGGAGCAAUCAACCCUACGCACUACGAACUAGGACUGUUGAUGCUGAACCAUGGGAAACAUGUUCUCUGCGAGAAACCGCUUUGCAUGAACGAAGGUCAAGCGAAAAAAUUGCUCGCUCAUGCCGCGGAAAAGAAACUCUUUUUUAUGGAAGCUAUUUGGUCGAGAUUUUUUCCGACGUACAUUCACCUGAAGGAGCGCAUAGAUGCAGGCGACCUGGGUGAAAUCAAGGAAGUGGAUGUGGAGUUCGGUUUUCAAUUGGCUGAUGUUGAUCGGCUCAGAAUGAAGGACCUGGGAGGCGGAACAGUGCUCGAUUUGGGCGUUUACACUAUUCAAGCUAGCCUGUGGGCAUUGCGAGCUGUGCCGACAAAAGUGGUCGCAAAGGGACAGCUCAACGAGGAAGGUGUGGAUAUGGAGGUCAGUGCAGAGCUGCAGUUCCCGAACGGAGCAAUAGCAAAGAUGAAAACUAGUGCACUGCGAAAGCUCAGAAAUACUGCUAUCAUUCGUGGUAGCAAGGGUACGAUAACGUUGCUCGACUUCUGGUGUGCCACUGCGCUGACAGAUAUUGAUGGAUCGCGCAAGGAGUUCCCGCUCCCGAAGGCACGGCAUGGUUUCAACUUUCCCAACAGUUGCGGUUUACGCUUCGAGGCAGAGGAGGUACGUCAGUGCAUCGCCGGAGGGAAGCUCGAGUCCGCAUCGGUUCCGCAUAGCGAGAGUCUCGCCAUCGCUCGCAUCCAAGACGAGAUAAGGAAACAAACUGGCGUUCGAUUCCCAGAGGACUCACAGUUCAAAGCGUAAUCAUAAUGCCGGUGGACGCAGAUUUAACGUGAGGAAUAAAUUCCAUAGCCAGGGUGAAUGCGUGAUUAGGCAAUACAAGAAUCACCGGUUCGAUUGAGGUGAAAUUAUAGUUCAUAUUUUCUCAAAUCGCUGGAAACCAGCCUUCUAAUUAUUGUGUUGUUCUGGAAUGUAUGUUUGUUGUGCCAAUAAAAAUGAAUUACUAUAGCUGGUUUUAGUUGAUAUCUGAACGCACCAAAUCAGAUCUAUUUCGAGUUUGGUUCGACAAAAGAGAAGCAUUAGGUAAC
Molecule: messenger RNA, 1463 nt
Organism: Sabethes cyaneus
Lineage: Eukaryota; Metazoa; Arthropoda; Insecta; Diptera; Culicidae
Product: trans-1,2-dihydrobenzene-1,2-diol dehydrogenase-like
Exons: 4
Coding region: 166-1179 (337 amino acids)
Molecular function (GO): nucleotide binding
Source: RefSeq, a predicted model, not a curated record